Nicotiana attenuata is the source of this 665-nucleotide messenger RNA. RefSeq lists its product as uncharacterized. Bases 214 to 579 code for a protein of 121 amino acids. Lineage: Eukaryota; Viridiplantae; Streptophyta; Magnoliopsida; Solanales; Solanaceae. The transcript is spliced from 2 exons. The record is from RefSeq and is a predicted model, not a curated record.
UAUCAAAUCCCCAGAUACUUUGAAGAAAAGGGAGUAGUCAUUAAGGGAGGAAGUGAAACCUCUGGUUCCCAAAGCAGAAGACAAACGUGCAUACCACUGACGAGAAGCCUGUUUGAGGCCGUACAGUGAUUUUCUAAGUCGACAAACAUGAGCAGGAGAUGGAGGAGAUAGUCCAGGUGGGAACCUCAUAUAUACUUCUUCAUCUAAUUCACCAUGGAGGAAGGCGUUAUUGACGUCAAGUUGAAACAAAUCCCAAUUUCUUUUCACAGCAAUAGACAGAAUGCAGCGGAUUGUUGUCAUUUUCACAACUGGAGAGAAGGGCAAUGCCUUCUUCCCUUCAGGCAGUUCGACAACAUCCCAAGUAUGAUUAGACGCCAAUGCCUCAAACUCCUUUACCAUGGCAUCUUGCCAUCCAGGAUGAGCAGCUGCUUGGUGAUAUGUUUGAGGUUCAUUAAUAUGACAUAUAGAAGAAAUAAGCCCCUGGUUCUCUUUAGUCAAGGCAGAGAAACAAAAAGAAUGGAAUGGAAGGAAAUGAGGAUUAGGAGAAAUAGAAGAAGCAUUAUUGCAGAGAUAAUCUGAGAGAUACUUAGGGUCAUUGUGAACUCUUGUGUAUUUGCGCAGCUCAGGUCCAUGUGAUGAGGAUAACACUGGUUCUGAAGAGUCUU